This is a messenger RNA of Molossus molossus (Pallas's mastiff bat), 2556 nucleotides long. It is a transcript of the gene TSHR, whose product is annotated as thyroid stimulating hormone receptor. The record is from RefSeq and is a predicted model, not a curated record. Gene Ontology annotation, molecular function: thyroid-stimulating hormone receptor activity. Lineage: Eukaryota; Metazoa; Chordata; Mammalia; Chiroptera; Molossidae. Gene Ontology annotation, biological process: G protein-coupled receptor signaling pathway. Gene Ontology annotation, cellular component: membrane. The coding region runs from base 4 to 2295 and encodes 763 amino acids. The transcript is spliced from 10 exons.
AAAAUGAGGCCGAUGCCCCUACUGCAGCUGGCGCUGCUUCUCGGCGGCCUGCCCAGGAGCCUGGGCGGGAAAGGAUGUCUUUCUCAGUCCUGCGAAUGCCACCAGGAGGAGGACUUCAGAGUCACUUGCAAGGAUAUCCGCCACAUCCCCAGCCUGCUGCCCAGUACACAGACUUUGAAGUUUAUAGAGACUCAUCUGAAAACCAUUCCCAGUCAUGCAUUUUCAAAUCUGCCCAAUAUUUCCAGGAUCUACUUAUCAAUAGAUACAACUCUGCAGCGGCUGGAAUCACAUUCCUUCUACAAUCUGAGUAAAAUGACGCACAUAGAGAUUCGGAAUACGAGAAGCUUAACAUACAUAGACCCUGGUGCCCUAAAGGAGCUGCCUCUCCUGAAGUUCCUUGGCAUUUUCAACACUGGACUUAAAAUAUUUCCUGACUUGACCAAAGUUUAUUCUACUGAUGUGCUCUUUAUCCUGGAAAUCACAGACAACCCCUACAUGACUUCAGUCCCUGCCAAUGCUUUUCAGGGACUGUGCAAUGAAACCUUGACACUGAAACUAUACAACAAUGGCUUUACUUCAGUCCAAGGACAUGCUUUCAAUGGGACAAAGCUGGAUGCUGUUUAUCUGAACAAGAAUAAAUACCUGACAGUGAUUGACAAAGACGCAUUUGGAGGAGCGUACAGUGGUCCAACCUUGCUGGACGUCUCUUACACCAGUGUCACUGCCCUGCCAUCCAAAGGCCUGGAGCACCUCAGAGAAUUGAUAGCAAGAAACACUUGGACUCUAAAGAAACUUCCAAUUUCUAUGAGUUUCUUGCACCUCACACGGGCUGACCUUUCUUAUCCGAGCCACUGCUGUGCCUUUAAGAAUCAGAAGAAAAUCAGAGGAAUCCUUGAGUCCUUAAUGUGUAAUGAGAGCAGCAUUCGGAGCCUGCGUCAGAGAAGAUCUGUGAACGUUUUGAAUGGUCCCUUCUACCAGGAAUAUGAAGAAGAUCCAGGUGACCACAGUGCUGAGUACAAGGAAGACUCCACGUUCCAGGAUACGCACCCUCAUUAUUACAUCUUCUUUGAAGAACAAGAAGAUGAGAUCAUUGGUUUUGGCGAGAAGCUCAAAAACCCACAGGAAGAGACCCUACAAGCCUUUGACAGCCAUUAUGACUACACCGUGUGUGGGGGCAGUGAAGACAUGGUGUGUAACCCCAAGCCAGAUGAGUUCAACCCCUGUGAAGACAUCAUGGGCUACAAGUUCCUGAGAAUUGUGGUGUGGUUUGUUAGCCUGCUGGCUGUCUUGGGCAACGUCUUUGUCCUGGUCAUCCUCCUCACCAGCCACUACAAACUGACCGUCCCACGCUUUCUCAUGUGCAACUUGGCCUUCGCAGAUUUCUGCAUGGGGUUGUAUUUACUCCUUAUCGCCUCUGUAGACCUCUACACUCAUUCUGAGUACUACAACCAUGCCAUCGACUGGCAGACAGGCCCCGGGUGCAACACGGCUGGUUUCUUCACCGUCUUUGCUAGUGAGUUGUCAGUGUACACACUGACGGUCAUCACCCUGGAGCGCUGGUACGCCAUCACCUUCGCCAUGCGCCUGGACCGGAAAAUCCGCCUCAGGCAUGCAUAUGCCAUCAUGGUUGGGGGCUGGGUCUGCUGCUUCCUGCUCGCCCUGCUCCCUUUGGUGGGAAUCAGCAGCUACGCCAAGGUCAGCAUCUGCCUGCCCAUGGACACCGAGACCCCUCUUGCCCUGGCAUAUAUUAUCCUGGUUUUGUUGCUCAACAUCGUCGCCUUUAUCAUCGUCUGCUUCUGUUAUGUGAAGAUCUAUAUCACAGUCCGAAAUCCCCAGUACAACCCAGGGGACAAAGACACCAAAAUUGCCAAAAGGAUGGCUGUCUUGAUCUUCACUGACUUCAUGUGUAUGGCCCCCAUCUCAUUUUAUGCUCUCUCGGCACUUAUGAACAAGCCUCUUAUCACUGUUACCAACUCCAAAAUUUUGCUGGUUCUUUUCUAUCCCCUUAACUCCUGUGCCAAUCCAUUUCUCUAUGCUAUUUUCACCAAGACCUUCCAGCGGGAUGUAUUUAUCCUGCUCAGUAAGUUUGGCAUCUGUAAACGCCAGGCUCAGGCAUACCGAGGCCAGAGAGUUUCUCCAAAGAACAGGACUGGUAUUCAGGUCCAAAAGGUCACCCAAGACAUGAGGCAAAAUCUCCCCACCAUACAGGAUGACUAUGAGCUGCUUGAAAACUCACAUCUAACCCCAAAUAAGCAGGGCCAAAUCUUAAAAGAGUAUAAGCAAACAGUUUUGUAAACUGACCCUACACUACUCACAGUGGUAGAGGGACUUAAACAAGGCUGGUUUCUUGAACACGCAUUCCAACCCUUUCACAUACACAAGACAGUUUAUUUAACUCUUGUGCAGGUGACAGUUCAUGGGACAAGAGUUCAUCUCCCAAAAAGAAUAGCAUUAAUCUAAUCAUUGCCCCCAAGAAGGAAGAUUCUACCAGCAUGUCUGAACCCCCGAUGAUAUCAAAAUAAUCUAUACUGUUUGGAAGGCUUGCUUGAUGCCAAG